CCAUCAGUAGGGUGUCCAGGACAUUGUGUGACUCAGGAAACAGCUCAGACAGAGGCCUGCAGCAGGCCCAGGAGGAAGAAGUGGCGGUGUGGAGGCAGAGGAGGUGGCCCUGCACGGCCACAGGGGCUCUGAGGGUCCUUGCCUGAAGAGGGACAGUCGCUCUGGAAUGCGGCCCCAGUCGCUGCUGUGGCUGCUGCUGCUCUUGCUACUCUGCUCCCCAGUCACCCUGACCAGAGAGCUUGUGUGUGGAGGUUCCCUAGGACCUUGUGCCAACGGAGGCACCUGCCUGAGGCUAUCACAGGGACAAGGGACCUGCCUGUGUGCCCCUGGAUUUCUGGGUGAGACUUGCCAGUUUCCUGACCCCUGUCAGGAUGCCCAACGCUGUGAGAAUGGGGGCAGCUGCCAAGCCCUGCCCCGCACCCCCGCUGCGAGCGCCCCCAGCCCUGCUUCCCCACUGGCCCUCAGCUUCUCCUGCACCUGCCCCUCUGGCUUCACUGGCAAUCGAUGCCAAACCCAGCUGGGAGAGCUCUGCCCACCUUCUUUCUGUUCCAACCGGGGUCACUGCUACAUCCAGGCCUCAGGCAGCCCACAGUGCUCCUGCGAACGGGGGUGGACAGGCGAGCAAUGCCAGCUCCUCGACUUCUGCUCAGCCAACCCCUGCGCCAACGGAGGCAUGUGCCUGGCCACAUACCCCCAGAUCCAGUGCCGCUGCCCACCUGGCUUCGAGGGUCACACCUGCGAACGCGACAUCAACGAGUGCUUCCUGGAGCCAGGGCCCUGCCCUCAGGGCACCUCCUGCCAUAACACCUUGGGCUCCUUCCGGUGUCUCUGCCUUGUGGGACAGGAGAGUCUGCAGUGCAAGCUCAGGGAGGGACCCUGUCCUUCCGGAAGCUGUCUUAACGGAGGCACCUGCCAGCUAGUACCAGGGGGUGAUGCCACCUUUCAUCUCUGUCUCUGCCCCCCAGGUUUCACAGGCCUGGACUGUGAGGUGAAUCCAGACGACUGUGUCAGGCACCAGUGUCGGAACGGGGCCACCUGCCUGGAUGGGCUGGGCACCUACACCUGCCUCUGCCCAAACACCUGGAAGGGCUGGGACUGCUCUGUGGAUGUAGAUGAAUGUGAAAGCCAGGGUCCCCCUCGAUGCAGCAACGGCGGCACCUGCCAGAACUCAGCCGGUGGCUUUCACUGUGUGUGUGUGAGCAGCUGGGGAGGCACAGGCUGUGACGAGAAUUUGGAUGACUGUGCGGCUGCCACCUGCGCCCCCGGUUCCACCUGCAUUGACCGUGUGGGCUCCUUCUCCUGCCUCUGCCCGCCUGGGCGCACAGGCCUCCUGUGCCACCUGGAAGACAUGUGUCUGAGCCAGCCGUGCCACGCGAAUGCCCAGUGCAGCACCAACCCUCUGACGGGCUCCACCCUCUGCAUAUGCCAGCCUGGCUACUCAGGACCCACUUGCCACCAAGACCUGGAUGAGUGUCACAUGGCCCAGCAAGGACCCAGUCCCUGUGAACAUGGCGGCUCCUGCCUCAACACCCCUGGCUCCUUCAACUGCCUCUGCCCGCCUGGCUACACAGGCUCGCGCUGUGAGGCCGACCACAAUGAGUGCCUGUCCCAGCCCUGCCACCCGGGCAGCACCUGCCUGGACCUCCUUGCCACCUUCCACUGCCUCUGCCCACCAGGCUUGGAAGGGAGGAUCUGCGAAGUGGAGACCAAUGAGUGUGCCUCGAACCCUUGUCUGAACCAAGCUGGCUGUCACGACCUGCUCAGCGGCUUCCUGUGCCUCUGCCUUCCUGGAUUCACUGGCGUCCGCUGUGAGGAAGACCUGGAUGAAUGCCGUAGCGCCCCCUGUGCCAACGGGGGGCACUGCCAAGACCAGCCAGGAGCCUUCCACUGCGAGUGUCUCCCAGGCUUUGAAGGGCCACACUGUGAGACGGAGACGGAUGAGUGUCUGAGUGACCCCUGCCCCACGGGAGCCAGCUGCCUCGAUCUCCCAGGAGCCUUCUUCUGCCUCUGCCGUCCUGGCUUCACAGGCCAGCUUUGUGAAGUUCCCUUGUGCACCCCCAACCUGUGCCAACAUGAGCGUGAGCGCCAGUGCCGAGAUCAGGAAGACAGAGACCGCUGCCUUUGCCCUGACGGAAGCCCCGGCUGUGUCCCUGCCAAGGACAACUGCACCUGCCACCACGGCCACUGCCAGAGAUCCUUGUGUGUGUGUGAUGUGGGCUGGACUGGGCCAGGAUGCGAGACAGAGCUUGGGGACUGCAUCUCCUCGCCCUGUGCCCACGGGGGGACCUGCCACCCACAACCGUCUGGCUACAGCUGCACCUGCCCCACAGGCUACAUGGGGCUGACCUGUGGCGAGGAGGUAACAGUCUGUCACUCAGAGCCCUGUCUCAAUGGUGGCUCCUGCAGCACCAGUCCUGAUGGCUAUUUCUGCAACUGCCUGCCAAGCCACACCGGCUCCCGCUGCCAGACUGUGGUCGACCACUGUGUGGCUGGUGAGUCCUGGGUCCUAACCAGAGUAGCCUCAUGCCUCAAUGGGGGUACCUGUGUGAACAAGCCGGGCACGUUCUUCUGCCUCUGCGCCACUGGCUUCCAGGGGCUGCGCUGUGAGGAAAAGAUCAAACCCAGCUGUGUGGACAGCCCCUGCAGGAACAAGGCAACCUGCCAAGACACACCUCAGGGUGCUCGCUGUCUCUGCAACCCUGGCUAUACAGGAAGCAGCUGCCAGACUCUGAUAGACUUGUGUGCCCAGAAGCCCUGUCCGCACACUGCCCGAUGCCUCCAAAGUGGCCCGUCCUUCCAGUGCCUGUGUCUCCAGGGAUGGACAGGCCCCCUGUGUGACCUCCCCUUGACCUGCCAGAAGGCUGCCGUGAGCCAAGGCAUAGCGGUCUCUGCCCUGUGCCAGAACGGAGGCCUCUGUGUGGACAGGGGCUCCUCCUACUUCUGCCUGUGCCCCCCUGGAUUCCAAGGCAGGCUGUGUGAGGCUGCUGUGAAUCCCUGCGAGUCCCAGCCUUGCCAGCAGGGGGCCACCUGUGUGGCUCAGCCCACCGGCUACCUCUGCCAGUGUGCCCCGGGCUACGAAGGACAGAACUGCUCAAAAGUACAGAACGCUUGUCAAUCCCAGCCCUGCCACAACGAGGGAACCUGCACCCCGACACCUGGAGGUUUCCACUGUGCCUGCCCUCCAGGCUUUGUGGGGCUGCGCUGUGAGGGGGACGUGGACGAGUGUCUCGACCAGCCUUGUCACCCCACAGGCACUGCAGCCUGCCACUCUUUAGCCAGUGCCUUCUUCUGCCAGUGUCUGCCUGGGUACACAGGCCAGCGGUGUGAGGUGGAGACAGACCUCUGCCAGAGCCAGCCUUGCUCCAAUGGAGGGUCCUGUGAGGUCACAACGGGACCGGCCCCUGGCUUCACUUGCCGCUGCCCACAGGGUUUUGAAGGCCCCACCUGCAGCCACCGAGUCCCUUCCUGCGGCACCCAUCAUUGUCACCACGGAGGCCUGUGUCUGCCCUCCCCUAAGCCAGGCUCCCCACCCCUCUGUGCCUGCCUCAGUGGCUUCGGGGGCCCUGACUGUCUGACACCUCCAGCUCCACAAGGUUGCGGGCCCCCUUCACCCUGCCUGCACAACGGCAGCUGCUCUGAGACCCCUGGGCUGGGCAACCCCAGCUUUCGGUGUUCCUGCCCCCCUGACUCCCCAGGGCCCCGGUGUCAGAGGCCAGGGGCAAAUGGGUGUGAGAACCGAGGUGGCGAUGGGGCCUGUGAUGCUGGCUGCAGUGGCCCAGGGGGGAACUGGGAUGGAGGGGACUGCUCCCUGGGGGUCCCUGACCCCUGGAAGGGCUGUCCCCCCAACUCCCAGUGCUGGCUUCUUUUUCGGGAUGGGCGGUGCCACCCGCAAUGUGACUCUGAGGAGUGUCUGUUUGAUGGCUUUGACUGUGAAAUCCCUCCAACCUGCAACCCAGCCUACGACCAGUACUGCCAAGAUCACUUCCACAAUGGACACUGUGAAAAGGGGUGCGACAGCGCUGAGUGUGGCUGGGAUGGGGGUGACUGCAGGCCAGCAGAGGGAGACUCAGAGUGGGGGGCCUCCCUGGCCCUGCUGGUGGUGCUGAGUCCCCCAGCGUUGGAUCAGCAGCUGCUGGCCCUGGCGCGAGUACUGUCCCUGACUCUGAGGGUCGGGCUCUGGGUGAGGAAGGACAGUGAUGGCAGGAACAUGGUGUUCCCUUAUCCUGGGAGCCGCGCUAAGGAGGAGCUGAGUGGAACUCGGGAUCCCUCUUCCUGGGAAAGACGAGCCCCUCACACCCAGCCCCUGGGCAAGGAGACAGACUCCCUUGGUGCUGGGUUUGUGGUGGUGAUGGGAGUGGAUCUGUCCCGCUGUGGUCCAGACCUCCCUGCAUCCCGCUGCCCCUGGGACUCUGGGCUCCUGCUACGCUUCCUCGCAGCGAUGGCCGCAGUGGGAGCCUUGGAGUCCCUCCUUCCUGGGCCCUUGCUGGCUGCUCACCCUCAAGCAGGGACCAGGACCCCUGCUGACCAGCUCCCCUGGCUUGUCCUGUGUUCACCAGUAGUCGGGGUGCUUCUCCUGGGCCUUGGGGCUCUUCUUGUCCUCCAGCUCAUCAGGAGGCGACGGCGGCGGCAAGAGCACGGGGCCCUGUGGCUGCCCCCUGGUUUCAUUCGGAGGCCUCGGACACAGCAGGCACCCCACAGGCGGAGGCCCCCCCUGGGCGAGGACAGCAUCGGUCUCAAGGUGCUGAAGCCAGAGGCACAAGUGGAUGAGGACGGAGUGGCCAUGUGCCCAGGCCCUGAGGAAGAGGAGGCUGAAGAACCGGCCUCGGGCACCAAGUGCCAGCUCUGGCCACUGAGCAGCGGCUGUGGAGAACUCCCCCAGGUCGCCAUGUUGACACCUCCACAGGAGUGUGAAGUGGAGGUUCCGGACGUGGACUCCUGUGGACCUGAUGGGGUGACACCCCUGAUGUCAGCGGUCUUCUGUGGGGCAGUGCCACCCACCACUGUACAGGGCCCGUGGCUGGGAAGUCCUGAAGCCUGGGAGCCACUGCUGGACAGAGGGGCCUGGCCGCAGGCUCACGCUGUGGGCACUGGAGAGGCCCCGCUGCACCUGGCUGCCCGGUUCUCUCGGCCAACUGCUGCCCGCCGCCUCCUGGAGGCUGGAGCCAACCCCAACCAGCCCGACCGGGCAGGGCGCACCCCACUUCACACAGCCGUGGCUGCUGACGCUCGGGAGGUCUGCCAGCUCCUGUUGGCCAGCAGGCGGACUGCUGUGGACGCGCGCACAGACGACGGGACUACACCUCUGAUGCUGGCUGCCAGACUGGCCGUGGAGGACCUGGUUGAAGAACUGAUCGCAGCGCGCGCAGAUGUGGGAGCCAGAGAUAAAAGGGGGAAAACCGCACUGCACUGGGCCGCCGCUGUGAACAACGCCCGAGCCGCCCGCUGCCUCCUCCAGGCUGGAGCUGAUAAAGAUGCCCAGGACAGCAGGGAGCAGACGCCGCUGUUCCUGGCGGCGCGCGAAGGUGCCGUGGAAGUGGCGCGGCUGCUGCUGGAGCUCGGGGCGUCCCGAGGGCUGCGGGACCAGGCCGGGAUGGCCCCGGGAGACGUGGCCCGCCAGCGCAGCCACUGGGACCUCCUGACGCUGCUGGAGGGGGCGGGGCCGCCCGUGCCCGAGGCCCGCGCGCGCGCCGCGUCGGGGGGCGGGGCCGCGCCGCGCUGCCGCACGCAGUCGGCGGGAGCGCGCCCGCGCGGGGGGGGCGGGGCCUGCCUGCAAGCUCGCGCCCGGUCCGUGGACCUGGGCGCGCGCGGGGCCGCGGCGUACGCGCGCAGCCGGAGCCGGUCGGCCAGCUCCGGGGGCCCUUCCUUGCGCGGCCGCAGGUUCUCCGCGGGCUCCCGUGGGCGGCGCGGGGCCGGGGCGUCCCAGGGCGACCGGCCUCGCGACUGGGUGGCCCUGGAGGCCUGCGGCUCCGCCCGUGGUGCGCCGAUCCCGCCUCCCAGCCUGACCCCGUCCCCAGAACGCGGAUCCCCUCAAGUUGCGUGGGGUUUCCCGGCCCAACAAGAGGUGCCCUUAAACUCGGGUGGAAGGAAUCAAAGCUAGGCGGCUCCGUGGAGGGACGGAAGUGGCACGUGGUCUGGUGGAAGACUCCAGACUUGUAAGGCCAAAAU
Acomys russatus (golden spiny mouse) is the source of this 6165-nucleotide messenger RNA. RefSeq names its product notch receptor 4 (gene Notch4). Gene Ontology annotation, molecular function: protein binding; calcium ion binding; signaling receptor activity. The record is from RefSeq and is a predicted model, not a curated record. Lineage: Eukaryota; Metazoa; Chordata; Mammalia; Rodentia; Muridae. Gene Ontology annotation, cellular component: plasma membrane; protein-containing complex. Bases 167 to 6097 code for a protein of 1976 amino acids. Gene Ontology annotation, biological process: establishment or maintenance of epithelial cell apical/basal polarity; regulation of DNA-templated transcription; regulation of developmental process. The transcript has 30 exons.